Messenger RNA from Carassius auratus (goldfish), 2448 nucleotides. Its product is annotated as multidrug and toxin extrusion protein 1-like. Gene Ontology annotation, molecular function: antiporter activity; xenobiotic transmembrane transporter activity. Lineage: Eukaryota; Metazoa; Chordata; Actinopteri; Cypriniformes; Cyprinidae. Gene Ontology annotation, biological process: xenobiotic detoxification by transmembrane export across the plasma membrane. Gene Ontology annotation, cellular component: membrane. Bases 13 to 1863 code for a protein of 616 amino acids. The transcript is spliced from 18 exons. The record is from RefSeq and is a predicted model, not a curated record.
CAGAAUUGGUACAUGAAAAUCGGAGACGUCAGGUGUGUACACAGCUGCAGCAGCGGGACCGUCCCUGCCCCUUCUCUGGCCUCACUGCAGAUCAGGUUUAAGGAGAUCAUGGAGGUUUCAAGUCCCAGGACUGAAGCUUCAGCAAUUGACCCUAGUUCCAAGCUUUUCUGCUGCAGAUCUGUGAGGCGUUGCAUCCCUCUGGUAUAUAGACAGGAGCUCUACCACAUCCUGUGCCUGACUGGACCCAUGGUUGCAUCGCACAUUCUGAAUCAUCUUCUGCCAUUUGUCAUAACAAUAUUUUGCGGUCGCCUGGGAAACAGUGUGCUGGCUGGUUAUGGAAUGGCCUCAGCUACGAUUAACAUAACUGCAGCUACAGGUGGAGGUCUUGCACUGGCGGCUGACACCCUUAUCUCUCAGACCUUCGGUGGGAAGAAUCUGCGCCGGGUUGGCAUCAUCUUGCAGAGGAGUGUCCUGAUCCUCCUAAUCUUCUGUUUGCCCUGUUGGGGUGUACUCAUCAACACCCAGCCCCUUCUCCUGCUGCUGGGUCAAGAUCCAGAGGUGGCCAGGAUAGCUCAACUCUACGUGGUUUGUUACCUGCCAGCAGUUCCAGCUUUGUUUUUGCAUCAGCUGCAAGUAGCCUAUCUCCAGAACCAGGGAGUGAUUCUGCCUCAGAUGUAUGCAGCCAUUGCAGCCAACAUUGCAAAUGUGGUGACAAACUACAUCCUUCUGAACUGGUUGAACCUUGGGUUAUAUGGAUCUGCUGCUGCCAAUACCAUAUGUCAGAUCUAUAUUUGUGUUUUCCUCUAUUUAUAUAUUCGCUGGAAGAAACUGCAUGUUGAAACAUGGGGAGGCUGGUCAUGUGACUCACUGCAGGAGUGGGAUGGAUAUAUGAAACUGGCCAUCCCCAGUUCCUUGAUGCUCUGCUUUGACUGGUGGAUUUAUGAGAUUGGAGGAUUCUUAGCAGGCAUGUUAGGAGAGAUGAAUCUGGCAGCUCUACAUGCAGUCAAUAUGCUGGCUCUUACAAGCUACGUGAUUCCUUUAGGGUUUAAUGGUGCGGCGUGUGUACGUGUGGGUAAUGCACUUGGAGCAGGAGAUACGGCCGGAGCCAUCCUCACCAGCAAGGUGUCCCUCACCUGCGCAGCUGCCUUCGCUGUUUUGCAAGGUCUUGUGCUUGCAUCAACAAAAACUGUGAUUGGUUUCUUAUUUACAUCAGACAGGCAUAUUGUGGCGCUCGUCUCCAAACUCUUAAACGUCUAUUGUGUGCACCAGUUGUUUGAUGGUCUUGUUUGUGUCAGCAUGGGUAUUCUGUUGGGUUCAGGGAAGCAGAAGAUUGCAGCUUUAGUAAAUUUCCUUGGGUAUUACUGCAUUGGACUUCCACUUGGCGCUUCACUCAUGUUUGCUGCGAAAUUAGACCUUAUUGGCUUUAUGCUGGGACUUCUCGUUUCUGUUUGUGUGCAGUCCAGUAUUUUCAUUGCAGUCAUUCUUAAACUCAACUGGGAGCAAGUGACUAAAGAGGCUGUGGAAAGAGCUGGAAAGCGUAAAAUCCCUGCAAUGUCCACUCCGGAUAGUCUCACAGCAAGGCACAGAGAGAAUGGGGAUGAGUACAUGAGCAUGAACUCAAAUGAUCAGAACGAGGAGACAGACGUGGAGGAAAAGCCCCCAGUUCUGCUCUCUACCGCUCACCUGAUCCUCAGGAGGGGUCUGACCACCCUCGCUGCUCUUCUCAUCCUAGCUGCUGGGAUAGCUGUCCAUCUCACUGUGCCUUUACCUGAGGUGUCUUACGCUGUCAAAGCAAAUACUACUUUGGACUUAAAUGUUACUACGCCUUCAUCUCUCAUCCAUUCAACUACAGUCUCAAUGUGAGAACCAGAGGCUAGAGCUGCAGCUGUUCAAACAUGCAGUUUUUCCCAGGUAUUUUCUGUUUAGCCAUUUUCUAGAACGUUAUAGUUUCCAAAACACGUUUAAUCAUUUCUGAAGCAUUAGAUAAAAACAGAAAUGCAACUAUAUUUGAUUUUAAGAAUAUUUUGUUUUGUUGCAAAACAAGACAAAACACUGAUUAAGAACGUAAUAUUUUAAAAACUUCUAUUUGAAAACCUAUUUUUAAACAUCAUAGCUUUGCAUAAUAUGCAACAAAUACAACUGCAUAGUUUUCAAUCAUGAGCAGUCUCUGAAUCAUAUUUCAUAUAAUCAGGCAUUCCUAAUUUGAUUUGUUUUGAUAAAAAAAAAACUGAUUAAAGGUUAAAAUGUUAACACAGAUGGUCUGAUAUUGAUUCAUCCUUGGCACACAUCCUUAAUAUUUGAAACAUAAUUAGAAAAGAAUAAAAGGAGACGUAUUUGUGUAUGCACAAUAUUUAUUUACAAAUUGUAGAAAAGUUACAUGUAUAAAAUAACAUACUUGUAUAAUUUGUUACUCAUCACACAUUUGCAAUAUUAAAAUUCAUGAGUCCA